AUGGGUGAAAAUCCCAACGACGUAAGUCCGCAGGUGUGGAAGGAAUGGAUACUGGAGGCGAUACGGCGCAUCCGGUUUCAGAAGCAGCGGCCUAGCAUACAGCGCAUCUGCCAGGCCAUCGGCAGUCAUCACAAGUUCCACGAGGACAUCGUGGCUGAAAAGCUGGAGGAAGCGGUCGAGGCCGGUUCGGUGCUGAAGGUGUACAACAAGGGCUUGCAUUCGUACAAGGCGCCCACCUCGACCCAACGGCGCGUCAUCAACGUCACGAACGACAGCAAUCUGUCCCGGCUGGUGGCAAAAGCGGUCCGGGAUUUGGGCGAGUUCGAUGGGUCGUCACAGAAAUCGAUCGAAAACUAUGUACAACAGACGAACAACCUUCAUAUAGCACCCGAUACCGACUACAAGAGUGUUAUCCGUAGCGCGAUCCGGAUCGCGCUCGGUGAGGAUACGAUCAUGCAGGAAGGUCGGCUGUACAAACCGGGCCCGGUGUUCAAACCGAUCGGGAAGCGCAAAUCAACCUCGCCCAAAAAGCGUGGCAGCAAGCAUUUAGAUCGCUCCGCUGACGGUAACAUUUGUGUGGUGUGCCAGGAAGCGGACGGCAACGCGUCCGAUGAUGAGUGUGAAGCACUCACCAGCUGUAGCAGUUGUGGAGCAGGGCUGCACGACAGCUGCGCGACCGGAAAUGGGCACAGCAGCAGAACGGUAACGCUUUCCCGCUUGUUGGAGAAGGGCAACAUUUGGCACUGUGAAGAGUGCAAGGUGUGCGAUGCAUGUGCGGAUCAGGAUGAUGAUGAGGACAGCGUGAAAGGUGUUUGUUUGCUGGACUGUUGGAGCUGCAAGAAACAUUUUCACCUUUCCUGUCUCAAUCCACCACUGUCGGAGAUGAAAAAAUGCAAAACCGCUUGGAGGUGCUCUGAUUGCUUAAGCCAGUCUAGGGACAGUGAUAGAAAGUCCAGCAUAAUGCCACCAGUGACGGGUGAAAAGAAGCGAAAAAGAUUACUCACUGGCGAUAAAGAUCCAAAGGGGAGUACAGAAGUUAUCAGUCUACCAGUACCUUACAAAAAUCCAUACGAUUCAACCAAUGAAGACGCUAUAGAGAAACAAACACUCCCAGAAGGUGUGACACAGCAGGACGCCGAACUGUACAAGUACGUUCGCGAACAGUCGACCAAGAUUGUCGUUGGGGUAUCGAAGACAACUAGCAAAUAUAACAAUAACAACAGUGAACGUGGUCGACAUUUCUCGCCCGAGCGUCCCAGUCACCAGAGCACGAACAGUAUUCUCCAACAAUCCCCAUCGAAACUGAUGGCAGCGCAGGAUCGUUGUCCGGCGGCGAUAGAGUUCGGGAAGUACGAAAUCGAAACGUGGUAUUCAAGUCCCUUCCCGCAGGAGUACGCCAGGCUGCCGAAGCUGUUUCUGUGUGAAUUCUGCCUAAAGUACACCAAGAGCAAGGCGGUACUGCAACGGCAUCAGGACAAAUGCUCCUGGCGCAAUCCGCCCGGUACGGAGAUCUAUCGCCACGAUGGUGUGUCCGUGUUCGAGGUGGAUGGAAAUGCGAACAAAAUCUACUGUCAGAAUCUGUGCCUGCUGGCGAAACUGUUCCUUGACCACAAAACGCUGUACUACGAUGUGGAACCGUUUCUGUUUUACGUGCUGACGCGCUACGAUCGCAAGGGCUACCACUUGGUGGGGUAUUUCUCGAAGGAAAAACACUGUCAGCAAAAAUAUAACGUUUCGUGCAUUAUGACGAUGCCACAGUAUCAGCGGCAAGGUUACGGCCGAUUUCUGAUCGAUUUCAGCUACCUGCUCAGCCGCGAGGAAGGCCAACCGGGCACGCCCGAGAAACCGCUGUCCGAUCUUGGCCGGGUGUCUUACUAUGCAUACUGGAAAUCGACCGUACUGAACUAUCUGCAUGAUUAUCGAUGUCGUACGGAAGUGGCAGACAGUGCUCGAUCGCGUGUACCUUUCUCGAUACAGCAGAUCUCGCAAGAAACGGGCAUGGUUAUACCGGACAUUGUGCUCGCACUGCAGCUGUUAUCCUUCAUCAAGUACCGCAAGAUCGAUCGGGGUGGUGGCUUUAAGGUGUACCAGCCACUCAUAUGCAUCGAUUGGCGGCUGGUCGAUAAGCAGCAUGAACGCAUGGUACGUUCCAGGGCGCGGCUUGCUAUCGAAAAGGAAUGUCUUCGAUGGACGCCACUGUUUCUGUCUAACACGGCAUCAUUUUCUGAGCUUGAUGGUAGCAACAUUCCAAUGGAUGUGAUUGAAACGGCCGCCGAUAGUGAGCCUACUGCUGGUGCUGCAAGUCUAGUGAAUCCCAUUAGUCCAAAGCCGGAAGACGAAUCGGACCAGGAGAAAGAGCAAUUCAAAUCAUCACGAAAUGUUUCUCUCUCGAAAGGAGAUGGUGCAGCUUCACAACAUCCGUCACAUCGAAAGGGAGAAUCGGGUAGAAGAAAAAAGCGUGGAAGAGAUCCGACACCGCCGACAACGGACACCGUUACGGCACGUGUCCAUAGCGAUUCACCCAUCACGGGUGGUACUCGUAACAAAUCCCAUGCCCUGAAAGUGGAAGAAAACACGGAUGACGAUGAAACUGUGGUUGCUGCCCUAACGUCUCGCAAUAUUGCUACUGGCACCAGUGGUCGAAAGAGAGGUCGGGUGGUGCAGGAGAAAGAAACUACCAAACUGGGAAGUGUAAACACGUUCGAAAGGCUACGCAAACGACGUAGGUUGGACUCGGAAGAGACCGGAGAGGAAAAAACACCCGUUUACAGCAAUCUGUUGAAAGAUUCCUCACCCAUUACGGGUAGGGUUAGUGGUCUCAGAAGAAAGCGUCUAAAUAUGAGGCUUUCUGAUUCCGAGCAGGAAGUGGAUGCAGAACGAACACGACCUGUGAGUGAAUCAAGAGCAAAGCCCAUCAAACAAUCGACACGAGAUGGAGCCACUGUAAACGGUGGUGUGUUCGGUCGCAACAGCAACGUUUCGAAUGCAAGAGAUACAUCGAUCGACGAAACCGAACAAGUCCCGUCGCCGGUAGUCGCUGCACUUGCCAAACGAACAGGUGGCACAGGAAUGCGAAACUCAAAACGGUUGGCCAGUAGUCCGGCUAACGCAAUCGAAAGUGAAGAACAAAUCGAAACGAUACAGGCUGUAGAGAAAACGAAACCGUUUCGAAGCUCCUCAACGGCAGGAUCGGUGAGGCAGAAGCAACAUCACACAGUACCCGAAGUAACGCCCUAUACGUUACCCGCCUCAUCGUCCUCAGCGUCUACUGGGGGAUCGGGUUCGCUUCCAGCCACGAAGAAGGAAGCAACUACAGCAAACGUUAACGCCAUCAGUUCGAAUAGUAAUAAGUUACGCCAUAAAAGUUCCCCUACAACAGGCGCUGGGCGUAGCCAUAAGAAACGGCAGGGCAAGAAGACGAUCGUGCCGGUGGCGGAUGCAAGCGAGGAUUAUUCAUCGGGCGAAGCGGAUGAUGAAAUGGAGGAGGAAACACGCAGCGCACCGUCAACAAUAGCACCAACAGUUGCGAAGAAAUCUCCCACUAAAACCCCCACAACACCCGUUGCCACACUGACCGUGAAUAAUGGUACGAGCACCGCAAUGCCAUUGAAAGUGUCACCACGUUCACCACGCGAUCAUUCGUUGAGUCCGAACGCAAAGUCUCAGAAAAACAACGAUGGUUCAAAGAGUAAGACAAUAAGUGAACGACGUGUGAAGGAGGAAAACAACGCGGAUAGAGCUCUUAAUAGGGCAGCUAAGGGUGCGUCUGAUUCCUUGGCACACACGAAGCCAGCUACCAACGAUAAAAGUGCUUUGCAACCAGUACAGGAAAGUGCUGCAGCAUUGGAAAAAGCGUCAGAAAGUACAAGUACAAGCUCAAGUAAUUUGACUCAAACGGCAGACAAACGGACACAACAUGCGGAUGCUACAAAUGAAGUGGUAGCUUCUGGUUCCAAAGAGGAUACAGUGAAGGAAGAAUCGAGCACUCAGACUAGCCGUUCAUCUGCGGAAGGUAGCUCCGUUAUUAGUAGACCGACCGGGUUGUCGGCGGGUUCCGUAGAACAAGUUAAAGAAAAUGUCGCCAAGACUGAGCAGAAGGAAGGAGUAAUUCUACAGGCACCGUCAUCCGCACCUGUUACUCCGGAGAAGGACAACAGUCGGUCAGUGGCAAACAAAGAAUCCUACGCACGAACUGUUCCGAAAGCAUCCGAGCUAGGGAAAAGUGAUGUGUCCAAGGUAACGUCGCAGAGCAGUAGCGUUAUAAGCGAAGCACCACUCGUGAAUGGGGUAGAGAUCAACGAAAAAAUCUCUGUGAUAACCGAAUCAAAAAACUGUUUACCACCAAGUGACCCAUCGCCGGCCCAGUCGGCAAUGUCGGAUACCGUUGAAUCGUUGAAGGUAACCGACCAAGGACACGGUGCUAAUGCUUCAGGAACGUGUGUGACGCCUGAAAAGAAACCCAUUGGAACGGGCACGGCAACGAUAGUUGAUGGGCAAUCGAAUGGUACGCAGUGUUCCCCCAAGCAAAAGGUUGCAAUCGAUGCUGACAACAGUACAAAUCGAUCAUCCGUAGAUCGUAUUUCAAAUAGCACCAACAAUACGGCCAGUGUGUUGAAGAUAAACGAAAAUUACGAUAAACACCAUCACAACCAGCAGCAGCAUCACUCGGAACCGCUUCGUAACCGGCCGAAAGUAAUAGUGGAUAGUAUCUCGAGCACGGGUGACACGAAAGCGAAGGAAGAUCAACCAACAGAUACUACUAAAGCAACCGAAGUCAUCAGAGCAAGGGAAGAUUCCAACGCGUCCGGUACGGUUAAGGAGUGCAACGUCACAGAAGGUGGAACCGGUGGUACCGGUGGCAAUGAAUCGGGAAUAAUUCAACAAACGUCGGCGAUUGUACCACCAGGGAAUAACAGCACCAGCAACUCUGCUGCACCAACGAUGCAUGAGAUGGCAAUGCACAAGAAAAAGUUCAUGAAAACGAUGGACAACGCCAAUGACACAUCUCAGCAACAGGCCACGAAACCAUUGGCUAUCGCAAACGAAAAAUCGGAUCAAUCAGUAAUCAGGCAGACCGAUGAGGUGCAAAGCAAUGCGAAGAUAGCUAGCGUGACCCAAACUGGGAUUAGCAGCAGCAGUACCAAUGUACCUGUUUCAAUAGCCGCAACGGCCUCCGAUGUAGCGUGCGUGCCCAGUGUGGAUAUUAAGAAGGAAAAGUCACAAACAAAAACUACAAAUAAUGUUGCAUCCUCAUCCUCUUUAACUGUAUCGCCCGUAUCCACGGCAUCGUCGAAGGGUACAAAAAACGAUUCGUUUAAGAUGGCAUCGUCGCAUAGUAGCAGUAUAGGGAAGGGUUCCGACCCUUCCGUCGUAAGCACGGCUACUUCUUGCGCUACCGCGGUUGUAACAAGCGCUGCUGGCACACUGCAGCAUCAAUCGAUGGGCGAAGUUGGCAAGCGAGGCACAACUGAUUCAAAUGCGGCAGUAGGUUAUGGGCCAGAACCGAAGGUGGAAUCGAAACGAGCAAAGGAUAAAUACACUGCCGGAAGCAGUUCGUCCGCUAACAGCACGAAUAUCGUUACCGCUCCAGUAAUAAGCAUGCCAGAAGAAAGUAGCCAAACUGGAGGAAAGACCAGCCGUAGUAACUCAUCUUCGUCCUCGGCAAGUGAACCGCAACCGCAGGUGGGAAAACGUUCCGGUUCUACAUCGUCCACCAGUUCUUCGUCGGGAACUAGUGGCACAAAGGGAGACCAUCCGUCGUCGUCCGCCAGUACAGCGAUGACAUCGGUAGCAACUGUAACUGCAACAUCCAAACGCUCGGAAGCCAGUGCACGCAAAGAAGCGAUGAAGCACAAUGCGGCCAACUCAUACGGUAGUAACCAGAGUGCUAACAGCACCAACAACACCGCAGUCAACAACCAUUGCAAAGUUGUACAGGCGGACAGUCAUCAGCUGCAUCAGCAGCAGCAGCCACAGCAACAUCUACAGCAGCACCCACAGCAACUCUCGCAACAACAUCCUCCUCAACACCAGCAAAAUCCACUUCAGCUUCCGCACCAGCAGCAGCACCAUCAGCAGCAGCAACAAUCGGCACAGCAGCAGUAUCACAUGGGCUCGAAAUCAUCGGCCAACAUGUCGCCCUUGUUAAUGGACGGAACGGGAGUGGCUGGAACUUCGAUGCAAGGCAUGGGUGCUGCCAGUCUGGCGAACAAUAUACCAGUGAGCUCGUCACCGUCCGCAGGAGUGCCUGGGAAUGUGCACAGCGGUAGCAUGAUGAUGUCCGCCGGUCCUGGGAUGGGACCGACAAGUGUUGGUGGCGGUAGCAACACCCUCAUGGGAAUGAACAAUGCAUCGUCCUGCCGUACGGAUAAACAUUCAUCCAAACACUCGAUGCACGAUCCAAAGACGACAAUCGAUUUGAACAAAAUGACGUCCCAGUUCCCCGGUAUCAAUCAGCUACCGAGUUACGCACCAUCCCAGUACUGGCAGCUCGAUCCAUACUACCAAGGCUACAAUUUGACGCAUCUGGAUACGAGCAGCCAAAAGUCGCCGAACAAGUUUCAUCUCGAUCUAGCCACCAGCAUGGCGUACGGAAGCUUUCCUUCUAACUUGUACCCUUCCUUCCAGCAUCAGGAGCAACAGUACCAGCAAGUUGCGCAAGCAACAUCAACACCUGCAUACCAGCCGAAGGAACGUAACAAUGUGAAAUCGGAUCGAAAAGGUGCCAAUUCCGGUGCCGGAGGUGCGAUCGAGCAAUCGUCUACGUCAUCUUCGUCCUCUGGUGGCACGAAGCAUGGGAAAUCCUCGUCUAAAUCCACCUCGAACGCUACGGCAACCGAUGAUGGUAGCAAAUAUAAGCCGAACAAUACACCGGAUGUACACCAUCUGUCGCAACAUUCCUCGCAGCAGCAACAGCAACAGCAGGCGCAGCAUCAGCAGCAGCAACAACAACAGCAACUGUGUCCGUCCCCGUACGACCCAGGAUUGUUGUGCGCGAAAGCGAAUCAGUACCAUCAUCUGUCCUCCGCUCAGAUAGUCCAGCAUCCUCAUCAGCUUGCUCAGCAACACCACCAACAGCAGCAGCAGCAGCAGCAACAGCAUCAACAGCAGCAUCAACAUCAUCAACAUCAGCAACAGCAACACCACCAGCAGCAACACCAACAUCAGCAGCAACAACAGCAUGCCCAGCAACAGCACACCCAACAACAGCAGCACAAAUCGAUCCAGAAGGGCAAGAAUGACAACUCCGCCAACAAGCUGAACGAUUCAUCGUGCAUGGUUGCCGGUGCGGCAAAGUCCUCUCCGACGGUACCCGAUCCGGCCGCAUCCUGUCACGCAUCGGUACAGCAAACGAUGCACCUGAUGGGUAAUGCCGCCGGUCAAAAAGCUGGCGGUUUCCCGGGCGAGACCGACCUGCACGGUGAUGGGGCAACGGGUGCGCCGCCGGACAUGAAGCAGCAGGGUGGCACUCCGGGUGCGGGCAGUGAACAUUCCAUCGGUGUGUACACGCCGGAAUCGACGACGUCGAACUCGGUGCAGAGUUUGCAUCAGUACGGUCAGUGCGAUAUAGACGUAAGCCAGUUGGGAUUGGAAUCACCGGCGAGCAUAGCGAGCGACGUAACAUCCCAGAACUCGGCCGAUGCGAUCCGACCACCGAGCGUAGUGUCGCAGCAUGGCGGCACAAUCGGAGGACCAUAUUCGGACUGUUCCGUGCAUCAGCAGCAGCAGCAACAGUUGCAACAGCAGCAUCAAUCACAAAUGCACAUGGCCAUGCAUACGCAUGUGCCGGAAACGAGUCCACAGCAUCCUCCGCAGCAGAUGACAAUAAUAGCCAACAAUAGUGGCGGUAGCGGCGGUGUUGCCGCGAGUGGCGGUGGUUCCGCUAACGGAGGCAGUAGUCGCGGGAAGCAACAUCCGUCGCAGCAACAUCUCGGUCAGCAGCAGCAGAUAGCACACGGUGGAAAUAGUGGCACGGGUCGGUCACAGCGAGCGUCCACACCGAAAGUGAGCCGCAAUACGCCAACACCCGGUGCGCAGCAGGCGCGUCAUCAAAGCCGAACUACUCCACCGGUGGUUAGUAACGUGAUUCAACCGAUCGUAAGCCCCGGCCAUCAUCAACAGCAGCAGCAGCAACACCAGCAACAGCAGCAGCAACAGGCAGCAAUGCAAGCGGCAUCAUUGAAUCAGCAGCAGCAGCAACAACACCAGCAACAGUUGGCGCUCCAGCAGCAGAUGCACCAAACGUACAGUACCAUCACCGGGCAGUCGCUUAACCACCAAGCGCACGGACAGAACAUGCAUCAGGCUGCGGCAAGUAGCGGUUACCUGGGUGGCCAGCUGACACUGCCCGGGCAGGCCCCACCCUAUCCGCAAUCACCGACAUCGUACGGUAGUGUAAUCCAGCACCGUAUGUCCAACAACCACACACCGGCCAGUUUGCACAGCCCGCACCAGCGCCUGGGAGCAUCACCCGUUUCAUCGUGUGCCGUAUCGUCGGCCAACAACUUUUACGUGCAGCAGCAGCAACAGUCCGGUGGUGUAACUCACCCCGGUUCGCAUACACCGAUCCCGCAGGCACCGACACCGGCUCCAACGCCAACACCAACACCGACCCCGCAGCUUGAACCUCAGUCCUGUCAGGGCGGUCCCCCCGGUGGUACGGGUCAGCAGCUUCAGCAGCAAGGCCCCCAAAUAUCCUGUCUCUCCAAGCUGCAGCAGCUCACGACGAACGUGGACAUCUGCAACUCACCCGUCACGCCACCCCCGUCCGCCCAUCACGCGACCCAUUCUCAUGCGGGUGGAAGCGGGGCACCUAGUUCCAAUCCAUCGGCUGGCGGUAUGGUGGCGGCACAAAAUGUAGUCCGCAACAUAUCGACGCCCCCGGUAUCGAUCCAUUCGGCCCAGAUGUCCACGAUCAACUAUCACAAAUACUACACGGGCAACAUGAACAUGCCGACGAUCGCACAAAAUGCAGUCGCGGCGGCUGCCGUAGCUGGUGCUGCCCGACGCAAUGCGGCGGCUGCUUCGACCGCCCAAAUACAGCACAUGGCCGCUGCGGCAAACCGGUCCAGCAGCGUGAGUCCGAAUGUGGCCAUCAGCACCAACCUGAUGUCGCCGUACGGUUCAUUGAAUGGGUACCGGAUGACGACGGCCGGUCAGUCACCGGGGACCGGUGGAUACAUUGGCAAUCCGGCCGCGGGUUUCAUCCAGAACUCGGCCCAGCUUGGGCCGGUACAGAUGGGCGUGAUGAACAUGCAGUCGCAGUACCAGGACCCGAGUGCCAUUCAGCGAGCCCAACAGAAUUCGAUGUAUUCGUCGUAUUCGGCCUAUCUGCCUCCCAUGAGGCGCUAG
Molecule: messenger RNA, 9351 nt
Organism: Anopheles marshallii
Lineage: Eukaryota; Metazoa; Arthropoda; Insecta; Diptera; Culicidae
Product: protein split ends-like
Exons: 6
Coding region: 1-9351 (3116 amino acids)
Biological process (GO): nucleosome assembly; regulation of DNA-templated transcription
Cellular component (GO): nucleosome; MOZ/MORF histone acetyltransferase complex
Molecular function (GO): DNA binding; histone acetyltransferase activity
Source: RefSeq, a predicted model, not a curated record